This is a messenger RNA of Cucumis melo (muskmelon), 1002 nucleotides long. RefSeq names its product L10-interacting MYB domain-containing protein-like. NCBI's taxonomy places the organism in Eukaryota, Viridiplantae, Streptophyta, Magnoliopsida, Cucurbitales, Cucurbitaceae. Bases 1 to 1002 code for a protein of 333 amino acids. The record is from RefSeq and is a predicted model, not a curated record. The transcript has 3 exons.
AUGGGGGUCGAAAAUGUACAUUUUGCUAGAUCUGAACAGGGGAAAGGUAGGUCAAAGAGGGCAGGGCUUAGUAAUCCAGAAAAGAUGUAUGGAAUAGAACGAUUGAAGAAAUUAGGAGCCACAGUGUUUGAGGGUUCAUCAGAUCAUGUUGACGCUGAGAUGUCACAAAAGUCAACUGAACAACUUUGUGUUGAUGACGUUGUUGAGAUUGAUGGAUUAAAAGGUGAGGGACCAUGGUCGAAUAAGAGUGAAUGUUUAUUUGUAGACUUAAUGGAUGAAGAGGUUGCAAAAAGCAAUCGACCAACUAUAAUAUUUACAAAGACUAGUUGGAAUUAUCUGAGAAGCCAACUAAAUGCUAGUACAGGAUAUAAUUAUUCUCAUGAUCAAUUGAAAAAUAAGUUCAACAAAUUAAGACAAAUUUACAAAGACUUCAAAAAGAUAUUGAGUAAUAUGACAGGAAAUGGUUGGGAUCCAUUAUUAGGUACCAUCAAUCUUAAAGAGGAGCAAAGGAACGAGCUUUUUAAGGUGAGUAAGAGAGCUAAAAAGUUUAGAAAAAGUGCUUGCCCACAUUAUGAAAAGCUCGUAAGAAUUUUUGGAGAUACUACUGCAACAGGUGUAAAUGUUUGUCCGUCAACAAGACUUAUUUCAAAUUCUGAAGAUGAAAAUGAAAAUGAUGUUGCAAGCAACACAAACGUUGGUGUUGAAGAGAAUGAUAAAGGAAAAAGCAAAAAACGAGUUCAAAGAAAUAGAGACGAAUAUGACAGUUUCUUCUCAUCAUUCUUAGAUGUAUAUGCAGAGAAUGUAAAGAGAAAGAAUGACAUCCUUGAGAAAAGAUCUUUUGGUUUUACAUCUAGUGAAGUUGAUGAGAGCCAAACAUCAAGCAAAAAAGAUGAUCUCCAUGAAGAGUUGAUGGAAUGUUUAGACAUUUUAAAUACAAUGGAGGAUGUUGAUGGAGAGGCUUAUUCCAAAAUACUGAAACUCUUGCACGGAGAUCUGGCUUAA